GCGGCGGUUGGCGCUAAGGUAGAGGAGGCGGCCAUUGGGCCCUAGGCAGCCAGGGAACUUGUAGGCGCUCCCUGCUGCGGUCUCUAAGGGAGGACCGCUGCCGGUGGCGGGUCGUAGGGCCUGACCGCUACUCCACCGUUGGCAGGAGCGGCUGUUUCGUUUACAGGUACUUGACCAUCAUAAGCACAGAGAAGAAAUUGAGAAGUUCCUCAAAUGAAACUGGCUAAACAAUACAUAAAACCAAAUACUUAUGCAUUUUCUUCUCAGUUUCCAUUAAAAGUGCUUAGUAUAUUUGGACACUGUAUGAAGAGUUUCAAAACAGUGUACCAGUCCUUCUCCAGCUUGCGCAGUUCCACACCCAGUGGAAAGCCAGAGUCCUCCACAAGGUUAUGUAGAAAUCUCAUUUUCUGCUGAUCAUCUCUGCUUCUGAACGUCUGCUUCUACCAUUGCUCUUUGUUUUCUCUUCUCUUUGACCCAGAAAAUUAAGUAAAACCAGGAUGGCCACAGGAGGAGGUCCUUUUGAAGAAGGUGUGAAUGAUCAGGAUUUACCAAACUGGAGCAAUGAGGGUGUUGAUGACCGACUCAACAAUAUGGAUUGGGGUGGCCAACAGAAGAAAGCAAAUAAAUCAUCAGAAAAGAAUAAGAAAAAGUUUGGUGUAGAAAGUGAUAAAAGGGUAACUAAUGAUAUUUCUCCGGAGUCCUCACCAGGAGUUGGAAGGCGAAGAACAAAGACUCCACAUUCGUUUCCACAUAGUAGAUAUGUGACUCAGAUGUCUGUUCCAGAGCAGGCCGAAUUAGAGAAACUUAAACAGCGCAUAAACUUCAGUGAUUUAGAUCAGAGAAGCAUUGGAAGUGAUUCUCAAGGUAGAGCAACAGCUGCUAACAACAAACGUCAGCUUAGUGAAAACCGAAAGCCCUUCAACUUUUUGCCUAUGCAGAUUAAUACGAACAAGAGCAAAGAUGCUGCUAUAAGUCCUCCAAAGAGAGAAAUGAUUGGAUCAGCACAAUGUAAAGAGUUGUUUGCCUCUGCUUUAAGUAAUGACCUUUUGCAAAACUGUCAAGUCUCUGAAGAAGAUGGAAGAGGAGAGCCUGCAAUGGAGAGCAGCCAGAUUGUAAGCAGGCUCGUUCAGAUUCGUGAUUAUAUUACUAAAGCUAGUUCCAUGCGAGAAGAUCUUGUAGAGAAAAAUGAAAGAUCUGCUAAUGUUGAGCGCCUUACUCAUCUAAUAGAUCACCUUAAAGAGCAAGAAAAGUCAUAUAUGAAAUUUCUCCAAAAAAUCCUUGCCAGAGAUCCUCAGCAGGAGCCUAUGGAAGAGAUAGAAAAUUUGAAGAAACAACAUGACUUAUUAAAAAGGAUGUUACAACAGCAGGAGCAACUGAGAGCUCUGCAGGGAAGACAGGCUGCUCUUCUUGCUCUGCAGCACAAAGCAGAGCAAGCUAUUGCUGUGAUGGAUGAUUCUGUUGUAACAGAAACUACAGGUAGCCUAUCUGGAGUUAGUAUCACCUCUGAACUAAAUGAAGAACUGAAUGAUUUAAUUCAGCGUUUUCAUAAUCAGCUUCGUGAUUCUCAGCCUCCAACUGUUCCAGACAAUAGAAGACAAGCGGAAAGUCUUUCAUUAACUAGGGAGGUUUCCCAGAGCAGGAAUCCUUCAGUUUCAGAACGCUUACCUGAUGAGAAAGUACAACUUUUUAGCAAAAUGAAAGUAUUACAGGAAAAGAAACAAAAAAUGGACAAACUGCUUGGAGAACUUCAUACACUUCGAGAUCAACAUCUGAACAAUUCAUCAUCCUCUCCACAAAGAAGUGUGGAUCAGAGAAGUACAACUUCAGCUCCCUCUGCUCCUAUAGGCUUAGCACCAGUUGUCAAUGGAGAAUCCAAUAGCUUCACGUCAUCUGUUCCUUAUCCUGCUGCUUCUCUAGUUUCUCAGAAUGAGAGUGAAAAUGAAGGACAUCUAAAUCCAACUGAAAAACUCCAGAAGUUAAAUGAAGUUCGAAAGAGAUUGAAUGAACUAAGAGAAUUGGUUCAUUAUUAUGAACAAACAUCAGAUAUGAUGACAGAUGCUGUAAAUGAAAACACAAAAGAUGAAGAAACUGAAGAGUCAGAGUAUGAGUCUGAACAUGAAAACUCUGAACCUGUUACUAACAUUCGAAAUCCACAAGUAGCUGCCACUUGGAAUGAAGUAAAUAGUAAUUCUAAUGCACAAUGUGUUUCUAAUAAUAGAGAGGGGAGAUCAGUUAAUUCUAAUUGUGAAAUUAACAACAGAUCUGCUGCCAACAUAAGGGCUCUGAACAUGCCUCCUUCUUUAGAUUGUCACUAUAAUAGAGAAGGAGAACAGGGGAUUCAUGGUGCACAAGGUGAAGAUGAUGAGGAAGAAGAGGAAGAAGCAGAAGAUGAGGGAAUCAGUGGCGCUUCAUUAACUAGUCAUAGGAGCAGUCUGGUUGAUGAGGCUCCCGAAGAUGCUGAAUUUGAACAGAAGAUUAAUAGACUUAUGGCUGCAAAACAGAAACUAAGACAGUUGCAAGAUCUUGUUGCUAUGGUACAGGAUGAUGAUGCAGCAGAUCAUGGAGUUAUCUCUACCAAUACUUCAAAUUUGGAUGAUUUCUACCCAGCAGAAGAUGACAACAAACAAAAUGCAAAUAAUACUAGAGGAAAUGCCAAUAAAACACAGAAAGAUGCUGGAAUAAAUGAGAAGGCAAGAGAGAAAUUUUAUGAGGCUAAACUACAGCAGCAACAGAGAGAACUCAAACAAUUGCAGGAAGAAAGAAAGAAACUGAUUGAGAUUCAAGAGAAAAUUCAAGCAUUGCAGAAGGCAUGUCCUGACUUACAGCUGUCAGCCACGAGUGCGGGUAAUUUUCCCACAAAAAAAUAUAUCCCAGCUGUUACUUCAACCCCAGCUGUUAAUGGAAAUGAAACCAGUACAAGCAAAUCUGGUUUUGAGCCUGAAGAUUCUUCAGUAGUAGAUAACGAGCUGUGGUCAGAAAUGCGAAGACAUGAGAUGUUACGGGAAGAGCUACGACAGAGGAGAAAGCAGCUUGAAGCGCUGAUGGCGGAACAUCAGAGGAGGCAGGGUCUAGCGGAAACUACGUCGCCCGUGGCCGUGUCGUUGAGAAGUGAUGGAUCUGAGAACCUGUGUACGCCUCAACAGAGUAGAACCGAAAAAACAAUGGCAACUUGGGGAGGUUCUACUCAGUGUGCACUGGAUGAAGAAGGAGAUGAAGAUGAUUACCUUUCUGAAGGAGUUGUUCGGACGGAUGAAGAGGAGGAAGAAGAAGAGCAAGAUGCCAGUUCCAAUGAUAACUUUUCUAUGUAUCCUCCUAACAGUGCGAAUCAUAACUCUUACAAUGUAAAAGAAACUAAGAAUAGGUGGAAGAACAAUCGGCCUUUUUCAGCAGAUGGAAAUUACCGUCCUUUAGCCAAGACAAGACAGCAGAAUAUCAGCAUGCAGCGUCAGGAGAACCUUCGUUGGGUGUCAGAACUCUCUUAUGUAGAGGAGAAAGAACAAUGGCAAGAACAAAUUAAUCAGCUAAAGAAACAACUUGAUUUCAGUGUCAACAUUUGUCAGACUUUGAUGCAAGACCAGCAGACGCUCUCUUGUCUGCUACAAACUCUUCUUACGGGUCCUUACAGUGUAAUGCCGAGCAAUGUUUCAUCUCCUCAAGUACACUUUAUAAUGCACCAGUUGAACCAGUGCUAUACUCAGCUAACAUGGCAACAGAAUAAUGUGCAAAGGUUGAAACAAAUGCUAAAUGAACUUAUGCGCCAGCAAAAUCAGCACCCAGAAAAACCUGGAAGCAAGGAAAGAGGCAGCAGUGCCUCACACCCUUCUUCUCCCAGUUUAUUUUGUCCUUUCAGCUUUCCAUCACAGCCUGUAAAUCUGUUUAACCUACCCGGGUUUACUAAUAUUUCAUCAUUUGCACCAGGUAUGAAUUUCAGCCCUUUAUUUCCUUCUAAUUUUGGAGAUUUUUCUCAGAAUAUUUCUACACCCACUGAACAGCAACCAUUAGCACAGAAUUCUUCAGGGAAAACAGAAUAUAUGGCUUUUCCAAAACCUUUUGAAAGCAGUUCUUCUAUUGGAGCAGAAAAACAAAGGAAUCAAAAACAGCCCGAAGAGGAGGUGGAAAACAGUAGGACACCGUGGUUAUAUGACCAAGAAGGUGACGUAGAAAAACCAUUUACCAAGACUGGAUUUCCAGUGUCUGUAGAGAAAACUACAAAUAGUAAUCGCAAAAAUCAAUUAGAUACUAGCCGGAGAAGACACCAGUUUGAUGAAGAGUCAUUAGAAAGCUUUAGCAGUAUGCCUGAUCCAGUGGAUCCAACAACAGUAACCAAAACAUUCAAGACAAGGAAAGCAUCUGCACAGGCCAGCCUGGCAUCUAAAGAUAAAACUCCUAAAUCAAAGAGUAAGAGAAGGCAUUCUACUCAGCUGAAAAGCAGAGUUAAAAAUAUUGGGUAUGAAAGUGCCAGUAUGUCUAGCACAUGUGAACCUUGCAAAAGUAGGAACAGACAUUCAGCCCAGACUGAAGAUCCUGUUCAAGCAAAAGUAUUCAGCAGAAAGAAUCAUGAGCAGCUGGAAAAAAUAAUAAAAUACAGUAGGUCUACAGAAAUAUCUUCAGAAACUGGGAGUGAUUUUUCCAUGUUCGAAGCUUUGCGGGAUACUAUUUAUUCUGAAGUAGCUACAUUAAUUUCUCAAAACGAAUCUCGUCCACAUUUUCUUAUUGAACUCUUCCAUGAACUUCAGCUACUUAAUACAGACUACUUGAGACAAAGGGCUUUAUAUGCAUUGCAGGACAUAGUAUCCAGACAUAUUUCCGAGAACCAUGAAAAAGAAGGAGAAAAUGUAAAGUCAGUGAAUUCUGGUACUUGGAUAGCAUCAAACUCAGAACUUACCCCCAGUGAAAGCCUUGCUACCACUGAUGAUGAAACUUUUGAGAAGAACUUUGAGAGAGAAACACUUAAAAUAAGUGAGCAAAAUGAUGCUGAUAAUGCUAGUGUCAUGUCUGUAUCUUCAAAUUUUGAGCCUUUUGCAACAGAUGAUCUAGGUAACACUGUGAUUCACUUAGAUCAGGCAUUAGCCAGAAUGAGGGAAUACGAGCGUAUGAAGACUGAGGCUGAAAGUAGCACAAAUAGAAGAUGCACCUGCAGGAUUCUUGAGGAUGGGGUUGGUGCUGCCGCCACGAGUACAGUUACUAACUCAGAAGAAACUCCUAUUGAAAAUCAUUGUUCACAACAACCUGUAAGCGAAGUUUCUACUGUCCCAUGUCCUAGAAUUGAUACUCAGCAGCUGGACCGGCAAAUUAAAGCCAUUAUGAAAGAAGUCAUUCCUUUUUUGAAGGAGCACAUGGAUGAAGUAUGCUCUUCUCAACUUCUAACUUCAGUAAGACGUAUGGUUUUGACUCUCACCCAGCAAAAUGAUGAGAGCAAAGAAUUUGUAAAGUUCUUUCAUAAACAAUUGGGAAGUAUAUUACAGGAUUCACUGGCAAAAUUUGCUGGCAGAAAACUGAAAGACUGUGGAGAAGAUCUUCUCGUAGAGAUAUCUGAAGUGUUGUUUAAUGAAUUGGCUUUCUUUAAGCUCAUGCAGGAUUUGGAUAACAAUAGUAUAACUGUUAAACAGAAGUGCAAAAGGAAAAUAGAAGCAGCUGGAGUGAUACAGUCUUAUGCCAAAGAGGCCAAAAGGAUUCUUGAAGGAGAUCAUGGCUCACCUGUUGGAGAAAUUGAUGAUGAAGACAAAGACAAGGAUGAAACUGAAACAGUUAAGCAGACUCAGACAUCUGGGAUGUAUGUCGAUGACGGUCCCAAAAAUGUGAGAUCGGAUGUUUCUGACCAAGAGGAAGAUGAAGAAAGUGAAGAAUGUCCGGUGUCUAUUAACUUGUCCAAAGCUGAAACUCAGGCUUUGACUAAUUAUGGAAGUGGAGAAGAUGAGAAUGACGAUGAAGAAAUAGAAGAAUUUGAAGAGGGACCUGUGGACGUCCAGACUUCACUUCAGGCUAACACCGAAGCUAUAGAAGAGACUGAACACGAUGAUCAGGUACUACAACAGGACUUUGAAAAAUCAGGAGAAAGCAAAACUGUCUCAUCAGAACAAGAACUCACUACUAAUGACCAAGAUAGCACUCCUGUGAAACCCUGUUACCUCAAUAUUUUGGAAAACGAGCAACCUUUAAAUAGCGCUGUCCAGAAGGACUCUCUCACUACCAUUGAUUCAUCUAAAGAGCCUAACCCUCUGCCUUUACCUUUAACUGAAAUUGAAACCUUGGUGCCUACAGUCAAAGAAGUUAAAUCUGCUCAGGAAACUCCUGAGAGCUCUCUGGCUGGAAGUCCUGAUACUGAAUCUCCGGUGUUAGUGAAUGACUAUGAAGCGGAAUCUGGUAACAUAAGUCAAAAAUCUGAUGAAGAAGACUUUGUGAAAGUUGAAGAUUUACCUCUUAAACUGACAAUAUAUUCAGAGGCAGAUCUAAGAAAGAAAAUGGUAGAAGAAGAACAGAAAAACCAUUUAUCUGGUGAAAUACUAUGUGAAAUGCAAGUUGAAGAAUUAGCUGGGAAUUCUCAGACACUAAAGGAACCUGAAACAGUGGGAGCCCAAAGCGUAUGAGAUGUCUUCAGAGGCUCAUGUAACUCGCUUUACAUAGUCAAUGCAUAUAUGAAUAUGGCACUAAAUAAACAUCUGUUUUGAUCUGUAUAAAAAUGUAAAUUAGUUUGACACUGCAUUCUUGAUAGGUGUGCUGAUUUCUGCCCGUGGCAGUUUAAAACAUCAGAAACUGAAUUCUGGACAGAUUGAAGCCUUGAUACACUGUGGGGUUGUUUGUUUUUCUUCUUUCUUUCCUUUUUUUUGUCAUUUUUUUUUUCCUCCCCUUGUGAUGUUUGGUAUCAUUAAAUUUAAGAUGUAGUUUUAAAUAAAGUUUGGACUUACCUGUAAAGUAACUUUUUUGGAAAUUAUGUUGAAUUCUAUGCGGUAAGUCACUGUUCAAUGUGAUUAGGAGAUUUAGAGAAGAGCAAGAGUUAGAGAAAUACAGAAUUUA
Messenger RNA from Odobenus rosmarus divergens (Pacific walrus), 7014 nucleotides. RefSeq names its product pericentriolar material 1 (gene PCM1). Gene Ontology annotation, cellular component: ciliary basal body; centrosome; centriolar satellite. Gene Ontology annotation, biological process: intraciliary transport involved in cilium assembly; cilium assembly; centrosome cycle. Lineage: Eukaryota; Metazoa; Chordata; Mammalia; Carnivora; Odobenidae. The transcript has 40 exons. The record is from RefSeq and is a predicted model, not a curated record. Bases 498 to 6587 code for a protein of 2029 amino acids.